Molecule: messenger RNA, 2825 nt
Organism: Phoenix dactylifera (date palm)
Lineage: Eukaryota; Viridiplantae; Streptophyta; Magnoliopsida; Arecales; Arecaceae
Product: adoMet-dependent rRNA methyltransferase spb1-like
Biological process (GO): maturation of LSU-rRNA from tricistronic rRNA transcript (SSU-rRNA, 5.8S rRNA, LSU-rRNA); maturation of 5.8S rRNA from tricistronic rRNA transcript (SSU-rRNA, 5.8S rRNA, LSU-rRNA); rRNA methylation
Cellular component (GO): nucleus; nucleolus; preribosome, large subunit precursor
Molecular function (GO): rRNA (uridine-2'-O-ribose)-methyltransferase activity; rRNA (guanine) methyltransferase activity
Source: RefSeq, a predicted model, not a curated record
GGGAAGAAGAGCGGGGACAUGGGGAAGGUAAAGGGAAAGCAGCGGCAGGACAGGUUCUACCAUCUCGCCAAGGAGCAGGGCUACCGCUCUCGGGCCGCCUUCAAGCUCCUCCAACUCGACGCCAAAUACCGCUUCCUCCCCUCCUCCCGCUCCAUCCUCGACCUCUGCGCGGCCCCCGGAGGAUGGCUCCAGGUCGCCGUCCGCCACGCCCCCGUCGGAUCCUUCGUCGUCGGCGUCGACCUCUUCCCCAUCCGCCCCAUCCGCGGCGCCCACGCCCUCGUCGAGGACAUCACCACCCCGCGAUGCCGCGCCGCCAUCAAGCGCCUUAUGGACUCCAAUGGGUGUUCCGCCUUCGACAUCGUCCUCCACGAUGGCUCCCCCAACGUCGGUGGUGCCUGGGCGCAGGAGGCCACCUCCCAGUCAUCCCUCGUCAUCGAUGCCCUUCGCCUGGCGACCAAUUUCCUCGCCCCAAAGGGCACCUUCGUCACCAAGGUUUUCAGGUCACAGGAUUAUAGUGCCAUCAUAUACUGUCUCAAGAAGCUUUUUGAGAAAGUUGAGGUGACUAAACCUGUGGCUAGUCGAUCUACAUCUGCAGAAAUUUAUGUUAUUGGUUCCAGGUAUAAGGCCCCUGCAAAGAUUGAUCCACGUCUUCUUGAUGUGAAGCACUUGUUUCAAGGGGCUAUUGAGCCCCCUAAGGUUGUAGAUGUUCUUAGAGGAUCAAAGCAAAAGAGAAAUCGUGAAGGGUAUGAGGAGGGAAAUACUACCUUGUGGAAGGUGGGUUUAGCUUCAAACUUUAUAUGGUCAGAAGAACCACUGGAGUUUCUGGGUUCAGUCAAUGCGUUAUCAUUUGAUGAUCCAGCUUGUUUAUCGAUCAAAGAUCAUGAAUUGACUACAGAUGAGAUUAAAUCUUUAUGCGAGGAUUUGUAUGUUCUGGAUAAAAAUAGCUUCAAGCAUCUCUUGAAGUGGCGCCUACGCAUAAGAAAGGCAUUGUCAUCUACUGAGAAGGUUGCUGCAAAGACUACUGAUGUUGAAGAUGACACAAAGGGCAAUGAGGACGACCGCCUACUAAAUGAAAUGGAAGAGUUAACAUAUGCUUUGGAACGAAAGAAUAAGAAAGCAAAAAAGCGUCUUGCAAAACGCCGAACGAAGGAUAAAGCACGCAAAGCAAUGGGAAUGCAAAUUGAUGCUACUGAAGAUAGUUACUUUGACCAAGAUUUGUUUUCUCUUUCCUCUAUCAAGGGGAAGAAAGAACUGCAAGCAAUUGACUCUGUAGAACUUGAAGAAGGUGGCAAUGAUAUCCGAGACAGUGAAAGUGAGGAAACUCAUGCAGCUGUUGGUCAUGGGCAUUCUUCGAGUGAAAUGGACUCUGAUGAAGAACAGAGGAGGUACGAUGAACAACUCGAGGAAAUGCUUGAUGAAGCUUAUGAACGAUAUGUGAGUAGAAAAGGAGGAAGUACUAAACAACGCAAACGUGCAAAAUUGGUUAUUUCUAGUGAGGACGGGUUGUUAGAGGGAGCUGAUGACAAUGUAAUUCAUUCUGAUCAAGAUUCUGAUCAAUAUCAGAGUGACAAAGAGAAGAAUCCUCUCAUGGUACCUUUGAUUGAGGAGGAGCAGCCAACUCAAGAGCAAAUUAUGGAGCAGUGGUUCAGUCAGGAUGUAUUCACUGAAUCGGCAGGUGUGUUUGAAAAAAGUGAUAGUGAAGAAGAGAGGGAGGAGAAAUCACUUGUUCUUAAAAAGCCUGAGAAAAUCUUCACCUUCCCAAAGGAUGCAAGCCUCCCUACAACACAACCCCCUCAACAAGAUGAUGGUUUUGAGAUCGUCCCAGCAGAGCCCAUGGAAACCAGUGAUGACUCGUCAUCGUCCUCUGAUGAUUCGGACGAGGAUGAUGAGGACACAAAAGCUGAAAUAUUAGCGUAUGCAAAGAAGAUGUUGAGGAAGAAGCAGAGGGAACAAAUUCUUGAUGAUGCCUACAACAAGUACAUGUUUGAUGAUGAAGGUUUGCCUAAGUGGUUUGCAGAGGAGGAGAAGAGGCACUGUCAACCCAUGAAGCCAGUGACUCGAGAGGAUAUUGCUGCUUUGAAGGCGCAGUUUAGGGAGAUUGAUGCGCGCCCAGCUAAGAAAGUAGCAGAGGCCAAAGCACGUAAGAAGCGAGCUGUGAUGAAGAAGAUGGAGAAGGCUCGCCGGAAGGCAAAUUCCAUUGCUGACCAGACUGACAUAUCUGAAAGAUCAAAGGGAAAGAUGAUCGAUCAGAUUUACAGGAAGGCAGUGCCAAAGAAGCCUCAGAAAGAGUAUGUAGUUGCAAAGAAGGGAGUUCAAAACAAGGCAGGUAAAGGAAAGGUGCUAGUGGACAGGCGCAUGAAGAAGGAUUCAAGGUCUCGUGGGUUGGGAAUGCCUGGAAAGGGUGGAUUUAAGAAGGGUAAAGGUGUGAAGGGGAAAGUAAAGGGUCCCAAAGGCAAAAACUCUGCAAAAUCGUCUGGUAAGAAGGCAGGGAAAGGGCAGAAGGGACGCAAGGGGGCCGUGCAUGGCUGAGGUGGUGGUGCCAACUAAUAUGUGCAGUUUGGUUCCUGGCGCUUUCUUUCCUAUGCUUUGCGAGUGGAGCAGCUUGCAGGCCAUAAUCAUAGGCUUUCUGAACUUAUUUACCCCAUUCUUCCGUUAUCAAUUUUGGUAAAAGCAUAUUUUCUAAUAUAAGCUCUUAAUCAUCAUAUGUUUGUAACUGCUGCUACAUGUGAAUGACUGGCAGUGCAGAUUUUAAUGGAAAACUGGUUUUGGUUCAACCUAUACUCAAUGGCUUUUGUGAUUUAGAACUUUUAAGCACUUAUUACUUA